Molecule: messenger RNA, 856 nt
Organism: Cuscuta campestris
Lineage: Eukaryota; Viridiplantae; Streptophyta; Magnoliopsida; Solanales; Convolvulaceae
Source: the annotation of a GenBank genome assembly
AUGGUGGGCCACUUAUAAAUCGUAUGGGACAAGUGAUUGGAAUCAAAUUUCACACAAGGGGACACCCUUACACUACCUUCUUGCCGACAAAUAUUAUUUUGAAGUGGUGGAGUCAUUAUAAGAAGUUUGGGGAUGUUCGGCGUCCUUGGCUAGGGACCAAUGUCUUCAACCUUCAUGGAGCCAUGCUAGAUUUACUGCUGAAAUUUCCAAAUAUAACCACUGGAGUGAUUGUGAUAGAGGUUUCGGAAGAUUCUCCUGCACACUUGGCUGGCCUACAGUGUAAUGAUGUCAUAGUACAAUGCGAUGGAAGUCCAGUGAGGAGCAUCCUGGAGUUUUUCGAGAGAACCUGGGAUAAGGUUGGGGAGUCUGUGGAGUUGGAAAUCGUGAGGGCUGGCAUGUCUCACCCACUCAAGCGAGUUGUACAGGUGCAGGAGGCCUCCCCCGACAAAUACUAUCGUUGGCUUCUCCCUGAGUGGUUUACGAAAGAACCAAGGGUAUACGAAGACGAAGAUGAAGAUGAAGGUGAAGGUGAAGAUGGGGAGGAGAAGGGUGACAUGGAGGAGUAGUAGUUUAAGGGCUGCUUGCCUCUUCAGUGGACACAACAUCAUGAAGCAGUGGGUAUGCAGUACUACUUUAGACACCUAGCCUCAUGCUUAACUUAACAAGGAGUAAUUUAAGAUCACCUUGGUUUCCAUGACAUUGGUUCCCAAUGUCAUGGGAUGACCCGGGGGAGCUCCGGUGCCCCGUUCGUAAAAUUGACGGUUCGUACCCCCCUAACCCCCCCGGUAAACCCCCCACCCCCUUCAAUUGCACCCCCCACGCCCCUCCAAAGUCAAAAUCAACUUGGGGGUGCAAU